AAGAAGAAGAGGAGAAGGAAGAAGCAGGAAUUGUCAGGAACAUUCCUGUGGAAAGUCAUCACUGAAAGGGAGAGAUCAUUGGGUGUUUCAUCUUUUGACCCACCAGGAGAAAAAGAAGGAAGAGAGAGAUUUGGGAGAAAGGCUUGUGUUCGUGUAGUGCUGCAGUCACUUUCCUCUGCUGCUUUUUGGCCUGCUUUUUGGAAGGAGGAAUAUACAUACAUUAAGCUGAGCUGGGUCUUCAUGGAUGCUUUGAGGAGAAGAACCUUGCUCAAGGUCAUAGUUCUUGGUGACAGUGGGGUGGGAAAGACCUCCUUGAUGAACCAAUACGUGUUCAAAAAGUUCAGCCAGCAGUAUAAGGCUACAAUCGGAGCCGAUUUUGUCACCAAGGAACUGCAGGUUGAUGAUAAACUGGUCACUUUACAAGUCUGGGACACGGCAGGGCAGGAACGGUUUCACAGCCUCGGAGCGGCAUUUUACAGAGGCGCAGAUUGUUGUGUCCUUGUAUACGAUGUCAACGUUAGUAAAACCUUCGAAUCGCUUAGCAAUUGGCACGAGGAGUUCCUUAAACAGGCAGAUCCGGCAGAUCCAGAGGCGUUCCCCUUUGUAUUGCUCGGGAACAAAAUAGACAUAGACGGCGGGCACAGUCGUGUGGUUUCUGAGAAAAGAGCAAAGGAAUGGUGUGCUUCCCGGGGAAAUAUUCCGUACUUCGAGACCUCAGCAAAAGAAGAUUACAAUGUCGACGAAGCGUUUCUGUGCGUCGCGCAAACUGCACUGGCAAGCGAACACCAACAAGACAUAUAUUUCCAGGGCAUCUCAGAAACAGUUUCUGAAGUUGAGCAAAGAGGUGGCUGUGCUUGCUGAAGUAUGCUUCCUAAAGAUUUGCAUGGUCUUCAUUCAAUUCUUUCACAAUAUCCUACACUUGUUUUUUUUUUUUUUUUUUUACAUGUUGGGGGUUGGGAAGAGGCAGGUGCCCCUACUGCGUUGAGUGGCUCGCACCAGCAUUCUCUUUUGGGGAACAAUGUCAUUCAAUUCUCAAAAGUAGUCUCAGACUGCUUCAACCAUGAAAUUCAUUAUUCUCAAGGAAUGAAAGAAAGAUGCUACAUGUAUGUCUGUGGGUCUGAGCUAUAUCAGUUCCAAAUCGAACAUUCUUAAUCUGCAAUUUGAUCA
Molecule: messenger RNA, 1167 nt
Organism: Rhodamnia argentea
Lineage: Eukaryota; Viridiplantae; Streptophyta; Magnoliopsida; Myrtales; Myrtaceae
Product: ras-related protein Rab7
Exons: 7
Coding region: 241-861 (206 amino acids)
Cellular component (GO): vacuolar membrane
Molecular function (GO): GTP binding; GTPase activity
Source: RefSeq, a predicted model, not a curated record